GCCAGCAUCUAUAAUCCCAGCUACGCAGGAGGUUGAGGUAGGAGAAUCACUUGAGCCUGGGAGGCGGAGGUAGUGGUGAGCCAAGAUUGCACCAUUGCACUCCAGCCUGGGUGACAAGAGCAAAACAAAACUCUGUCAAAAAAAAAAGGAAGGAAUAAAGAAAGAAAAAAGAUAUAUUCUUACCUUUCAGCAAGAUUCCCAGGUGGUCCUACACCAACGAGAGGAAAAGGACUGGUUGGACCUUAGCAUGCCCUUUGGGUUUCUCCAACUUUCCCAUGACCAUGUUUGCACUUUUUCUUAGUACUGAAACCCCAGAAAGCUAUGAUGCCACAGCCGCACCAUCAUGAUGUCCAGAGGGUCCAGACUCUUCUUUGCGUAUGGGUCUGUUUCUUCAAAUAAAUCCAUUCCCACAGCACCACCUUGAGCUGCAAUGUUUAGUAGAAUAUAUGUACGGCACAUGGUGCUAGAAGUAGUUGCAGCUUGUCACUCUGCCUCAGUUGACUGGCAUUUUUUUUUUUUUUUGAGAGAGGGUCUUACUUUGUUGCCCUGGCUAGAGUGGAUGGAGUGCAGUGGUACAAUUUCAGCUCACUGCAGCCUCACUCUCCUGGGCUCCAGUGAUCCUCCCACCUCAGCCUCCCAAGUAGCUGGGACUACAGGCACACACCACCACAUCCUAAUUUUUUGUAGAGGCGAGGUUUUGCCACGUUGCCCAGGCUGGUCUCUAACUCCCGGGCUCAAGCAAUUCACCCGCCUUGGCCUCUUAAAGUGCUGAGAUUACAGGCAUGAGUCAACAUGCCUGGCCUUGACUUUGACUUUCUGAAGGGUUAGCUGUCAGGGUCCACCAACCCCACCCCUAGAACACCCCGGUUGGUCUAAGACUUAUGGACUCCACAUUACGGAGUUAAGAUCAGUUGUUUCUCCUACCUGGAAUUACUAGCCACUCUCUUGCCAUUGUGAAAUAUUAGGCAGAAAGGGGAGCAGGAAAUAGCCACUAGAGCCUUUGGACUUCAACGCAAGUCAAAGAAGAGGUACUGUCAGAUAACUGUCAGGAAUGCCCUCUUUGUAUACAGAUAGAAGGACAUAUUUAUCUUCAAGGCAGGGAAGAAAGAGAACUUCAGGUUCUAGUUUCCCUCAUUCCUCAGGAAUCUUAGCAUUCUGGAAUCUGCCUUUGUGGAAGGUAUUUCAGCCUCCUUUUCCUCUCCCCCACUGCCCCGCUCCGUUACAGAGUUCUCUUGCUCUUUUUCCUCUUGUCUUUGCUUCGGUUUAUCUUUAUUAUUUAUUAUUAUUAUUAUUUUGAGAUGGAGUCUUGCUCUGUCGCUCAGGCUGGAGUGCAGUGGCACAGUCUGGGCUCACUGCACCCUCCACCUCUUAGGUUCAAGUGAUUCUCCUGCCUCAGCCUCCCGAGUAGCUGGGAUUACAGGCAGUCAUCACCAUGCCUGGCUAGUUUUGUAUUUUUCAUAGAGACAGGUUUCACCAUGUUGGCCAAGCUGGUCUCAAACUCCUGACCUCAUGGGAUUCAGCUGCCUUGGCCUCCCAAAGUGCUGGGAUUACAGGCAUGAGCCACUGUACUUGGCCCUGGCUAAUUUUUAUAUAUUUUAUAGAGAUGGGUCUUGAUAUGUUGCCCAGGCUGGUCUUGAACUCCUGGGCUCAAGCCAUCCACCUGCCUUGGUCUCCCAAGGUGCUGAGAUUGCAGGCAUGAGCAACCACACCCAGCCUCAGUCAAUUUUUCUUUCCCUGUCUUUCCCUUGAGUUCGAAGUGUGAGCUGAGUUCUUUGCUCCCAUAUCUCUGAAGGAAGUCCUCAGCACCAAGGUCUCCUGCCUCAGUGGGGUUAUAGCACUCUGUUCUGACCACAUCAGUGCACUGAACUGUCUUUACCUCCUCCUAGGCUGGGAGCCCUCUCAGGCCAGACACAGGGCCUUAUCUGUCUCUGCACACCCAGUGCCCCGCACAGAAGGAACGAGGAGCCUAGCCCUGCUUCUUCCACUUGUGCCCACUUUUCUUUGCGUUACCCCAGCCCCCCACCCAACUCCAGAUAGUUGGAGGAUGACAGACGGGCGACUCUUUGGGUGACUCUCAGAUGUGUCACAGGCAGCAGAAGGUGAAGGUCUGACUGCGAGGGCAGCGUCUUCCUAGUGCUGGAGACUCCACAGGCCUCAUCCGGUCUCCUUUCAGCUGUCCUCUGAGAUGAAGGGGGCUGCUCCAUCAGCCAAUCCCAAAGCCUGAAUUGGGGGUUGAGGAGAAAUGAAGCGUCAGCUCACAUGCCUUUCUGGCGGUUCUGGCUGUGGCCCAGCUUCUCUGUAGCGUCCCUCCUCCCUAACCAGACCCCAGCCACAAAUCCCUGCUCUGCUUCUUCCAAACUUCAUUCAGCCCCAGGGAUGGCUCUGCAGGAUGUGUGCAAGUGGCAGGCCCCUGACACCCAGGGACCAUCACCUUACCUGCCUCAGGCCGGCGGCUGGCUUGUGCCCCGAGGCUGUGACCCUCAAACCUUCCUGCAGAUCCAUGGCCCCAGACUGGCCCAUGGCACCACCACCCUGGCCUUCCGCUUCCGUCAUGGAGUCAUCGCUGCAGCCGACACACGUUCCUCCUGUGGCAGCUACGUGGCGUGUCUGGCCUCAUGCAAGGUCAUCCCUGUGCACCAGCACCUCCUGGGUACCACCUCUGGCACCUCCGCUGACUGUGCCACCUGGUAUCGGGUGCUACAGCGGGAGCUGCGGCUUCGGGAACUGAGGGAGGGUCAGCUGCCCAGUGUGGCCAGUGCUGCCAAGCUCUUGUCAGCCAUGAUGUCUCGCUACCGGGGACUGGAUCUCUGUGUGGCCACUGCCCUGUGUGGCUGGGACCGCUCUGGCCCUACUCUCUUCUACGUCUAUAGCGACGGCACCCGCCUGCAGGGGGACAUCUUCUCUGUGGGCUCUGGAUCUCCCUAUGCCUACGGCGUGCUAGACCGCGGCUAUCACUACGACAUGACCAACCAGGAAGCCUAUGCCCUGGCUCGCUGCGCGGUGGCCCACGCCACCCACCGCGAUGCCUAUUCAGGGGGCUCUGUAGACCUUUUCCAUGUUCGGGAGAGUGGAUGGGAGCAUGUGUCACGCAGUGAUGCCUGUGUGCUGUACGUGGAGCUGCAGAAGCUCCUGGAGCCAGAGCCAGAGGAGGAGGCCAGCCACGCCCAUCCUGAGCCUGCCACUGCCCACAGAGCUGCAGAAGAUAGAGAGCUCUCUAUGAGGCCAGGGAAGAUGAUGCCAGGAGACUCCAGGAUGCCAGCAGGGACUGAGACACUGUGAGAAGCAGGACUUGGUUGGGGGUGGUCUAGGCCCUGGGAACAGGUGGGAGGAUGGGCAGCUAGGGGAGGGUCCUGCUGGCAGCAGCCUCACAGCAUCUGACUCCAACCUGUAUGGGUUGCUGGCUUCAUUUAUUCCAAGUCUCCAUCCUUUCAUGCCUCCCAGAGCUAUUAUGGCUCUGCCCAACAAGUUCCUAUUGACUCCCAAUGGAUUGGUCCAGCCUCCUUCUUGGCACCAAGUCCGUCUUUCAGCGAACAUUUGCAGCAUUCACUGCACGCCAGACGCACGCUAGGUGCUAGACCCUCUUUUCUUGCCGUCUUCUCUGCUUUUUUCCAUCAUCUCAUCCCCAGUUUGUCUUAGUUUCGGUCCUCUGUGUGUCUCAGCUUCAGCGUCUUUGUCUCUUUCUCCUGGUCACUUUGUCAGCAUGGUGAGAUGGGGCACCCAGGAGGGGAGCAGUCCCUCUCCCAAUGAGGUGCAGUGAUAGACCCCCUUUGGGUGGUGAUGAGCUUGUCUUAUCUGCUGUCCUCUGCCUUGACCAUAAUGACGAGAAUGAUUAUUCCUUUACUGAAUGCAGGUCUCAUGACAACCCUUUGAGGUAAAAAUGAGUCUCACUUUACAGAGUAAGAAUCCGGUUCAAAGGGUUAUGUGACUUGCCCGGGGUCACACAGUAAGCGGUGGAGAUGAGGCUUAGAUCCAGGCCUUCCCUCCAGGGCCCAUGCUUUUUCAGCACAACUCUCCCUUCCAGGUCUCCGCCCUGCCUUAGGUCUCUUCUCUGAAGGCUCCUGGGGAGGGAUUCAAGGGAGAAAGUAGCUGGGCCAAGCCCCUGCCUGGUGGCCAGGGCUGAAUGAACCCUGAGGGCCUGGAGGUGUGAGCUCACAGCAGCUGCCCCCCUCCAUGAUGCACAGGCUCAUGUGGCUUUAUCUUCCAGGCCAGAAGCCAUCCGCCACAGCCCACCCUUGCUCUCCAGCCUUCUGGGCCUGGUGGUGCUGCUGCCAGACUUCCCCUCCUCCUUUCUUCCCUUUGCCGUCUCUUCAGCCUCUCCUUCCUGAGGCUCCCUCUGGAGAAUGAAGACAAGAGGGAGGUGGCUGUGCCAGUGGGAACUGUCUGGCUAGCACAUCCUCUCCUGCUCCUCCUGUCCCUGCUCCCACUCCCCCGGAAGCCCAGACUUGAAGAUACAGACUCACAGCUCCAGGAGAGCCAUUGCCCCGUUCUCCCCUGGCCAAAUGAGACAGAAAGCACUGUUAACCUACAAGAUGGGGCCUGAAGGAAGGGUGCUGAAGUUGCUUUCCUCGCAUCCAAUGCUAAAGUUCCCAGUCCCAAGAAUAACAGCCCCCCUGCCUUCCCUCCUGGACACCCCUCAUCCCAGGCUCCAGCCUAGGCCUGAGCCUUAAUCUUGUACCCCAGACUAAGCACUCCUCCAGGCAGGAGCUGGCUUGACAGACCUCCAGACUCUGGCGCAGAGUGGGUGAUUGGGGAUGGAGGAGGAAAGGUCAGGGAGCUCCAGAAGGGAAAACUCCAGAGAGGACACAGUGGAGAGAAAUUGUGGUGGAUACCACAGAAAGGUGCCCAGUAUGGGGGGACUGGCCUUUAAGCCAGGCUCAAGGAAUCUGGCCAGUGGCCUCUGCGGUCCCCCUUCUUUACCCCUUGCUCACUCCCCAGCCUCAGGAAAGGAGAUGUGGGAUUUGGGAACUGCUAACCGGGAGGCAGAGGUCCCAGCAGCCUAGUCCUGGAGGAAGGGUGUGAGGAGGGGCAGCUUUCACACGGGGUUCAAGUGUUUGGACAUAAGAGGGUAUGUAUUCGUGGUUCUGUGUCCAGGUAUAGGUGAGUGAUACAGGAUGGGUGUGUGCAGGCGAGUGUGGCAGCUGAAGCAUGUGCAGUUCCUGUGUGCAGAGGCAAGAGACUGAAAGAGAAAGAGCAGCACCUGAAGGAGAUCAGCCUCCGAGCGGGACAACUGCCAGGUCUUGUCACUUCUUUUGGGGAGUGGUCCAGAGUAAAGAGGAGGUGGGGGACAGGCUCACCUCACCUGUUCUCUACUUCCUCAUCUUCCCAGCCCUAUCCUGAACCUCUGGAGAGCUCUUGGGGACAGGCUGCUCUUGCACAGCCCUUGGGCUGUCAGAGGUCCAGGGUUCUAGCCUUCAGUAGAGUAAAUGACCUGAAUUCCAGCACUGGCACGAGGGUCCUUGUUCUCCCACUUCCUGCUUGUCCUUAUCAAGCAGGUGGGGAAGGUGUGAGGGAAGGUAUGUUCACAUUGAAGCAGCUUUCCCCAGCUACCAGCACCGCACACGUAGAAAGGGGAGUCACAAGGAUCUAUCCUGCCUCGCCUACUUGUGAGUGCCUCUGGAGCCCUGGAGUUGAGAGACCUGGGUUCUCAUGCUGGUUCCUGGGUGGACCCCUUCUCUGGACAUUGGGAGAUGCUUGCAGUUCCAGCUCAGCUCCCACCCAGUUGACCGCUUCUGUCCCUCAACAGCCUGCCUCCCUGGUCCCUCUCCCUCUUCCUUUGCGAUCUGCAAAGACUAAGACCAGGGCCUGCCAGAGAAUUAAAGGUGGGAGGGGCAAGCCUAGAUUCAGUGUGACCGUCUCAUCCUGCUCCACUCUUCCCCGACUUGGCACUACGAGCCCCAGGAAAGGCUGGCUUGCCCCCUGCUGCCUGCCACCCCCAUUAUUUUCCUAGUCUGGAACCCCCUUCCCCUCUUAGCCUUUUAUCCCUCCUGCCCUCUUCUCAGCAGCUCUCACUCUCCACCCUCUACUUCUCCUGCCCACCUUGCCCUCAGGCCAAUCCCCGUAUCUUUUUUUUUUUGAGAUGGCGUCUCCCUCUGUCAUCCAGGCUGGAGUGCAGUGGUGUGAUCUCAGCUCAUUGUAAUCACCUCCCAGGUUUAAGCGAUUCUCCUGCCUUGGCCUGCUGAGUAGCUGGAACUACAGACAUGCUCCACCAUGCCUGGCUAAUUUUUCUAUUUUUAGUAGAGACAGGGUUUCUGCCCUUGGCCAGGCUGGUCUUGAACUCCUGACCUCAAGUGAUCCAAACUGCUGGGAUUACAGAUUGAGCCACCAUUCCCGGCUGAAUUCCUGUAUCUUAAUUUCCUUGGACAGUUUGAGACCAACAGCGAACCCAGGAAGUUGGUAGUGUUAGUGGGGCAGAGUUAUCAUCUCCUUACUCCCUCACGGAAUUUAACCGAAGUCCUCCCCUAUCUAGAAGGACAGGAAGUAGAUUUUUCCCCCCAAGGAGAAAGGAGAAUGAACUGAGAGGCAAUAGGGCCUCGCCUCCCAUCCUUUGGGACAAUGAAGAUUUGUAUAGAAACCUGAGUGCAAAAACAGAAGCGGGCCUCCAGCUUUACAA
Messenger RNA from Callithrix jacchus (white-tufted-ear marmoset), 6610 nucleotides. Lineage: Eukaryota; Metazoa; Chordata; Mammalia; Primates; Cebidae. The record is from RefSeq and is a predicted model, not a curated record.